This is a messenger RNA of Leptinotarsa decemlineata (Colorado potato beetle), 468 nucleotides long. Its product is annotated as protein Vhl. NCBI's taxonomy places the organism in Eukaryota, Metazoa, Arthropoda, Insecta, Coleoptera, Chrysomelidae. The record is from RefSeq and is a predicted model, not a curated record.
AUGAUUAGAGGACCAAGAUCUGAAAUUUGUGGCAAGAGAGCCUAUGUUCGAUUUUUAAAUAAAACCAGCUUAGAGGUUGAUUUGAUAUGGUUAGAUUUCAGUGGGCGACAGAAGGUGUUCAAAACUUUGGGAAAAGAUCAGUUUCUGGAUGUUAACACCUUUAUAAUGCAUCCUUGGAUGGCGGUCAGUCAUCAUUCCAAAAAGAAUCUUUAUAUAGAGGGACAGAUCCAUCAUUAUCCUCCAGCUAGUAUUACCUAUUUUAGAAAAAGAUAUCCAGACGUAGAUAUUCCUGAUGAUUUCGAAACUCGAACCAUAGCCGUCAUUACUGUACCACUUUUCAGUUUGAAAUACACCGCACUUUUGGCUGUUCGAAGAAUGUUGAGACAAUCAUCGGAUGCUGAAGAACUUGAUCUGCCGAAAAAAUUGAUUGCGGAACUCCAAGAAGAUUUUGAAACUUUGGUUGAUUGA